This is a messenger RNA of Prosopis cineraria, 1626 nucleotides long. RefSeq lists its product as uncharacterized. The coding region runs from base 2 to 646 and encodes 214 amino acids. Lineage: Eukaryota; Viridiplantae; Streptophyta; Magnoliopsida; Fabales; Fabaceae. The transcript is spliced from 5 exons. Gene Ontology annotation, biological process: protein transport. The record is from RefSeq and is a predicted model, not a curated record.
CAUGGGUCUUCUUGGGAAAAGCUUGGGUUCCAAGUUUAAAGACAUCAGUAAACAAGCUGUUUCUAGGACUGCUAUCUUAAAGAACAAGUUUCAAGUACGAGGAUCUUAUGCUCGCUCUGAUGUUGUUCAAUUCUUGGACCUUGGUUACCAUGACAGAGCUCUCCUUCGGGUGGAGCAGUUAAUAAGAGAACAAAACAUGGUGGAUGUGUUUGUUAUGAUAGAAAAUUACUGCAACUUUCUCAGAGGAAGAGCUAAACUUCUCGAAAAGAACAGUGACUGUCCUGAGGAGAUCAAAGAAGCAACUUCAAGCCUGAUUUUCGCAUCCUCUAGAUGUGGAGAAUUUCCGGAGCUUCAAAAGAUUAGAGAGAUUUUCACUUUCAGAUAUGGGGAAGGAUUCGCUGCUCAUGCUGUGGAAUUGCACCAAAAUAAUAGAGUGAACUCAAAGAUGAUAUUAAAGCUUUCAGCUACUAGGCCAGCCAUGGAGAUCAGACUGAAAGUGCUAAAGGAUAUUGCUGCAGAAAUUGGAGUUACUUUGCAAUUGGAACAACACUCGAAAUUGACCAAUGUGAACAAAUUGAGUGAUGAGUAUGAGGAAGAAGAGCAUGAGAGGAAGAAAACUAGCAAUGGCACGGACAAUUAUGUAUAGAUCUCAGCCUGAACAUCAAUCAUAUCAGACAUUGAAAUUUUCUCUUGAAGAAUGGGGGAAACUGCAUUUUACUUUCAGAAUUAAAACCUAAUAACAAAAUUACCACAUGGCAGUUGCCACAGUGAUAGACAAUAUGUUUGGUAUAUGGAAAAGUGUCUUCUAGAAAGGAAAUGAGAGAUGUGGUUAGAAAUAAAAUGGAAUAUAGGUCCAUUUUCUAUUUAUUUUCUAGAGAACACUUUUUUACUUGACAAACAUUGUGUUAGUUUCGGGAAAAUGUAUGGUAGAACAUAGGAGGAAUGGCAAUACGAGUGAUGAGUCAUGAAUUGGAUCUACAGGAAGGUUCAAAAUGAAUAAGCGAGAAAACAGUCCGAUGCAGCUACAGAGAUAAUCAACACCUCAAUGUGGAACUCAUCUUCCUUACCAAUGUGACAAUCUCAGAGAUAGAAUCUACAGAAGCUUCAAUCUGACUGUAUAGAAGUGAAAGUGAUGACAAGAACACAUGAGAAGCGUAUAUGAACAAGAAGAUAAUGUCAAAAGUAUCAAACAAGCACCAAAGAUGAGCCAAAAGAUUUUUGUAGAUUAUUCAUAUUAUAUGAUUAUCUUUUCUUUCUACCAGCCUCGAUGACUUCUUCAUUAGUAUCUUUUUGUUAGUAAAGCCAGCUAUUCUCUCUCUAGUUAUCUUAAAGCCAUAUUAUUCUUUCACGUUGGCCUCAUGCAUUUAAAACCAUCUGAAGAGAAGAAUCAUAUUAGUAAAAUGAGACAGUUAACCUCAUUGGAUUCUUCACUUAUAUAUAUUUUUUUGAUCAACUUACAAUGUGAAAAUUAUAAAUUGUGCUCAAAUGUAAGUUGUUGGAUUAGAGUUUCUAAUAAGCCUCUGAGAAGUUACUGGCAGAUUCAAAUUAGAAAGGCUUGUAUGUAGGUGCACACAUGUUCUGUUCCAGAUUUGCUUUGUGCCAAUACUAUUGCUUCUUUAUUUGCUC